AUGCUGUGCAGUGUCAGUGCAAAAAAUUACUGCCUUUGUUCCUUGCAGGUGGUGAAACAUUAUGAAAGAGCAGUAAUAUUUCGACUAGGUCGAUUACGUGGUGGAGCACAGGGUCCUGGAUUCAUAUUUAUUAUUCCUUGCACUGACAACAUUCGUAAAGUGGACUUGCGUCUACUUACCUUUAAUGUUCCACCACAAGAAAUCCUGACACGUGACUCGGUGACAGUGGAAGUAGAUGCUGUAGUAUACUAUCGGGUAGAGAACCCUCUGAAGGCGAUAGUUUGCGUCAAUGACUACAGAAAAGACGUCAUGCUGCCGCGCAGCAUGCAGCGGGCGAUGGCCGCUGAGGCCGAAGCCACGAGGGAAGCCCGCGCGAAAGUCAUCUCUGCCGAAGGCGAACUCAAGGCCGCUCGAUCUCUCAAGGAGGCGUCCGAGGUGAUGGCGGACAACCCCGCAUCGCUCCAGGUACACUUAAACGUUGAAGCGGCCUCUUCAAAGACAUACCACGCGGAGCGCGCGCCGCGCGGGCCGUCGCCGUGCCGCUGCGAGUGGGUGGGCAGAGGCGAGGGCGCGGAGGCCGAGGUCGCGGCAGCGGCGCAUCCUCCUCAGCCGCGGCAGGCGGCGCGCGGCCGCGAAACGCUCGUGCUGCUGGCGCUCGCGCCCGACGCGCCGCGCCACGAACUCUUCGCCGACAUGGCGAAGGAGCCCGCUGAAGCGGGCAAGCCGCACGUGCCAGGGGUCGCGGGCAGCGCCCGCAUCCAAAUAGACGUCGAAGACGAACAUGGAAGUUAUUGCUUCCAGAUUCUUACUCGCGAUUCGGUGACAGUGGCUGUAGAUGCUGUAGUAUUCUAUCGCGUCCAAGACCCAAAGAAGGCUGUCGUUUGUGUCAGCGACUACAGUGAAGCUACUCGUUACCUGGCUGCUACAACUCUUCGAAACACAAUGGGCAUUCAUAGUUUAAGUGAAAUUCUCUGUUCGAGAGAAACGCUUGCUCGCUCCAUGCAAAUAAUUUUGGAUAAGGCUACAGGAGCAUGGGGUAUCAUAGUCGAGAGGGUUGAAAUCAAGGACGUGCGCCUGCCGAGCGGCCUGCAGCGGGCGAUGGCGGCGGAGGCGGAGGCGGCCCGGGAGGCGCGCGCCAAAGUCAUCUCGGCCGAGGGCGAGAUGAAGGCGGCGCGCACCCUCAUGGACGCCUCCAACAUCCUCACCGACAGCCCCGCCUCGCUGCAGCUACGCUACCUGCAGACAUUGACUACAAUUUCCACAGAACAGAAUUAUACCAUUGUUUUUCCUUUACCGAUGGACCUAAUUUCAGCAGCAAUGAAGAAGUAAAUAAUAUUUUUACAAGUUUCAAGGGUUGACUGCUGAGGAUUAGAACAAAACUGCAUAUUAAAUUGUAUUUUUUAAUUGUAUUAGCACUGUUCAUUAGAUUUGAAAAGUUUACCCACAAUCUGAUUUACAUUUGUUUUAAAUUAUUUUUAUUUUCUGCCGAGAAAACAUUUUGGAAAGAAAUAUUUUCCUGGCUUAAAGUAUCAAAACUUGUUGAAUAAAUAACACUUGCACAUUCUGCAUAUUUGAACAUUGUUGUAGUAAAGUAAGAAAUUAAUUAACAUUAUUAAGGAAUCAAAUGAGUAAAUCUAUCGUUUAUGAGAAACUUUUAAAAAUUGUUUGUAAAUGUUAUGUCAUUGUUGUAAUGGACCACAUAAAUAUAUUCAUUCCAUGCAUCAUACAUUUUUAUUAGUGCAUUAUAAAUAGCCUAUAAAUUAAUAUCUUAAUAGUGGAGAGUAUUUAUAAUUAAGAAUUAUUUUCUACACCAAUCAUUAUUUGGGAACACGAACAUUUUAUUACAUUGUGAUCCUCUAGUAAGGUUCACUACAGAGGAGUUAGAUCAGUUCAGCAUUAAAAAUGCAAGUACCAUGACUCCCAAAACAAAUGGACUUUCAAUAUUCAAACCCAUAAGUCUCGAGGAAACCUCUGAGCACAACUUGAAUUUCUGCCAUUUGUGAUCAAGACUUACAGCUACCAAGUUCUCAAUUUUCUUAUUUCCCAAAGCUAUUAUUACAUUGGCUAUUCGAAACAAAAGCUAUUCACUUCAUUAACGAAACAAAAGUAAGGCAUCUCGAGGCACAGAGCAAAGUCACACCACGGAAGUUCAGUUCUGAUUUCCGUUGAUUCACAGACAAUCUCAUGUGAAAUUGUUCCAACAAAAUGAGUUUGCCUGCUCCCCAAGGACCAACCCCUGUAAAGUGUCCUAAACCCUACCCCUGUCCUAAUUCUGAUUCUUCAAAAGGGAAAUAAAUU
Molecule: messenger RNA, 2298 nt
Organism: Gryllus bimaculatus (two-spotted cricket)
Lineage: Eukaryota; Metazoa; Arthropoda; Insecta; Orthoptera; Gryllidae
Source: the annotation of a GenBank genome assembly